GUUUAAUUCUGUCAAACUUCAAUAAUAGCUAGUACAUAACACAAUUCUCACUUCCAUAAUUAAUAUUAUUAGGAGAGUUUCCAUAAAAUGAGCAAAAUGCAAAUGGAUGUUUACUCCUCUCUUAUUGUUCCUCAAUUUAUAAAAUAUAUGUGUUCAAUUCAUAUGGCAUGUGGGUCUAUUUAUUUUCAUUUGUCAAGAAGUUAAUGGUAAGAUACACCACGUCAUUAUGCCAACAUGGUAUGGAGGGAUCAUGUAAUUUUUACUCGUAAUUUUCACCUACAACGUAUGCGGGUUCCACCGGCUGGCGAUUAUAUAAGAAGCUAAUUUGAUUGGAUGGAAGUAUGAAACACGCAUUCACUCAAAUUUAUCACUUGUUUUAUAAUGAGAUCCAAAAUAUUAAGUAUAUUAAAUACUAAAAAUAUCAUUAGACAAAUAUAUCCAAAAUAUUAAGUAUAUUAAAUACUAAAAAUGCAACGUAAUUAAAUAAGAUGCACUUUCUCACAUUGACUACUCCAUUUACUUUGCUCACACGCCAUUUUCAUGGCAACGAAUUGAGGUCAUAAAAUUGAAAGCAGGGAAGUUGAAAUCCAGAAAAGAAAAGAAAAGAAAAAAAAAACAAAGAUUUUCUGUUCACGUCACGAAAAGCAUUUCUUCAACAGUUAAAAAUCCCCAAUUGGAUCAAAAGGAAUUAUUCCAUUGGUGCGCUAUGAUUCUAUUGAAACAGCUCCUUCUCUUGUCCUUCGUUUUGCCGUUCGCUUUCCCUCACGACGCUGAACCAUCUCUGAUCGUCCAAAUCAACCAGCCACAGCUGGAUAAACUCGACGCCCAAGCACAUUGUACGAGCUGGAGGGUGGCUGUGGAGGCCAACAAUCUGACCCCUUGGAAGACGGUUCCGGAAGAGUGCCGUGAUUAUGUGAUGCAAUAUAUGAGAGGGAGAGGGUACCUCCUCGAUCUCCAGAGGGUCGCCGAUGAGGCUGUAUUGUAUGCCAGAAGUGUUAAGUUGAACGGGGAUGGGAAAUUCGCCUGGGUUUUUGAUGUGGAUGAGACUCUGCUUUCGAAUCUCCCCUAUUAUGCUCAACAUGGUUACGGGUCGGAGAUAUUUGACGGUGGGAAAUUUGAUGAGUGGGUUGAGAUGGGGAGGGCGCCGGCUAUAGAGUCUAGUUUGAAGGUGUACGAAGAGGUAUUGAAUUUGGGAUUUAAGGUCAUUUUGUUGACUGGUCGAAGCGAGAGGUAUAGGGGUGUUACGGUUGAGAAUUUGUUCCAAUCUGGAUUCCGGGAUUGGGGCAUGCUCAUUCUCAGGUCGUCGGAGGAUCAUGGAAAGACAGCAAUGGUGUACAAGUCGGAGAAGAGGAGAGAGGUGGAGCAGGAAGGUUACGAAAUAGUGGGAAACUCUGGAGACCAGUGGAGUGAUUUGUUGGGGUCUUCCAUGUCCAUACGUUCUUUCAAGCUUCCAAAUCCCAUGUAUUACAUUCCUUGAUCUAUUCUUUUACCAUUCAAUAAUAUCUGUAACUUGCUUGUAAAUCUAUUGUUUGUCAAAUUUGAAUGAUGUACAGGAAGAUCUGGGAACUAAAACAUUAAGUGUUAUAUAUGUUGGUUUGUUUAGCUACUA
This is a messenger RNA of Salvia splendens (bonfire salvia), 1609 nucleotides long. Its product is annotated as acid phosphatase 1. The coding region runs from base 707 to 1477 and encodes 256 amino acids. The transcript is spliced from 3 exons. The record is from RefSeq and is a predicted model, not a curated record. NCBI's taxonomy places the organism in Eukaryota, Viridiplantae, Streptophyta, Magnoliopsida, Lamiales, Lamiaceae. Gene Ontology annotation, molecular function: acid phosphatase activity.